Messenger RNA from Morone saxatilis (striped sea-bass), 2620 nucleotides. It is a transcript of the gene plg, whose product is annotated as plasminogen. Bases 158 to 2596 code for a protein of 812 amino acids. Gene Ontology annotation, biological process: proteolysis. The record is from RefSeq and is a predicted model, not a curated record. Gene Ontology annotation, cellular component: extrinsic component of plasma membrane. Lineage: Eukaryota; Metazoa; Chordata; Actinopteri; Moronidae. The transcript has 20 exons. Gene Ontology annotation, molecular function: serine-type endopeptidase activity; signaling receptor binding.
UAGGUCGGUCCAUCUCAACACAAACGAGAAGCCUCCCAGUUGUCUCCCUGCUCUCCAACUGAUGGUGUUUCAUAACUGGAACAAGGAGCCCAAUAAUAUACCAGGAGGUACCUCGCUGAGUUAGUCAACUAUGAGCUGCUAGUAUAAGGGCCUCGCCAUGGACCUUAACAAAGUAGCUUUUCUCCUGGGAGCCCUGCUCUGCACUGUUAGUGGUACUGAGGUGGAUGGAUACUCCAAAACUGAAGGAGCAUGGAUCCUCUCGCUGAAAAGACAACAGUACAGCGCAAACACCGCAGCUGAGUGUGCCAUCAAAUGUGAUGCUGAAAUAACCUUCACAUGCAAGUCUUUCAUAUAUAUUGAAAAGGACCAAGAAUGUUGGACAGCAGGAGCAAACUCUAAAACAGAAACUAUCCUGCGCAGAAGCAGCACAGCUUUAUAUGAAAAAAAUGGAUACCUCCUGGAGUGUGUAAAUGGAAUAGGAACAGAUUACAGUGGAACAAAGACCAAAACGAAAUCCGGAAAGAUAUGUCAGAGAUGGAUGGCAAAAUACCCACACAGGCCCAACAUCACACCACAGACCAAUCCUCUAGCAGGCCUGGAGUCUAACUUCUGCAGAAACCCAGAUGGAGACAGUGGGGGACCCUGGUGUUACACCACCGACCCCAACACCCGCUGGGAACACUGCGAAGUAUCGAGCUGCACUGAGGAGUGUAUACACUGCAGUGGUGAGAACUACAGAGGGAAAAUCUCCACUACAGAAAAAGGCUUCACCUGCCAACGCUGGGACUCCCAGAAACCUCACAACCAUGGCUACAACCCCAGCGCACUUCCAGGGAAGUACCUGGAGGAGAACUACUGCAGAAACCCAGAUGGAGACCCCCGACCAUGGUGCUUCACCACCAGCCCAUCCAAACGAUGGGACUUCUGUUCCAUACCCCGCUGCACGUCCGAGCCUCCUACCAUCAUCCCAGAGAUCACCUGUACCACCAGUGAAGGUGGAUCGUAUCGAGGCACGAUGGCUGUGACAGAGUCUGGCAAAACCUGCCAGAGGUGGUCGGCACAGACACCGCAUAAACACAACCGCACGCCAGACAACUACCCCUGCAAAGGCCUAGAUAACAACUACUGUCGUAACCCCGACAAUGAGAGGAUGCCCUGGUGUUACACAACUGACAGCGAAACUCGCUGGGAGUACUGCAGAGUGCCGACCUGUGAGAAUGGAGCUGGACCAGACGAGCCCGUGAUCCCCCCAGAGGAGGAUGACUGUUACCUGGGGGACGGGACGAGUUACCGUGGCAUAACAUCAGAGACGAUCAGUGGAAAAAGAUGUCAAAACUGGAACUUGAUGACUCCUCACAGCCACAACAAAACUCCUCAGAACUUGCCGGCAGCGGACCUCAGGAGGAAUCUGUGCAGGAACCCUGAUGGAGACCGAGCUCCCUGGUGUUAUACCACAGACCCCAGAGUUCGCUGGGAGUACUGCAACCUGGAGAAAUGUGGCACAAAUCCUACGGAGGCAUCACCCACCAGACCAUCUAAACCCCAGUCCCCCCAGUCCCCCCAGUCCCCCGAGUCCACCGCUGCCACCCAGACCACACCGCAGGAAGACUGUAAGAUUGGAAAUGGAGAAACAUACCGGGGUCCAACCUCCAUCACCAUUCUGGGCGUGACCUGCCAGGCUUGGAGUGCUCAGACCCCUCACCAACACAACAGUUUCACUCCACAGUCGCACCCCACCAAGGGUCUGGAUGGCAAUAGCUGCAGAAACCCAGAUAACGACGUUAACGGGCCGUGGUGCUACACUACUGACAGGAACAAGAAGUGGGACUACUGUCAGAUCCCCGACUGUGCUGGACUUAAGUGUGGCACGCCAGUCACCAAACCAAAGCGUUGCUUUGGACGUAUUGUGGGAGGCUGCGUGUCUAAACCUUACUCAUGGCCCUGGCAAAUCAGCCUCCGAACCAAUACGGGGAUUCAUUUCUGUGGAGGAACUCUGGUUCACCCUCAGUGGGUCCUUACUGCCGCACACUGCCUGGAGAGGUCCAAACGACCUUCAGCCUACAAGGUGCUCCUGGGGAUCCACACAGAGAGAGCCAGCGAGCCGUCCAAACAAGAGAGGAACCUGGAGAAACUGGUGUUAGGACCCAACGGAGCCGACAUCGCUCUGCUCAAACUGCAGACCCCUGUACUAAUAAAUGACAAAGUGCUACCAGCUUGUCUGCCAGAGAAAGACUACACUGUUCCCAGUGGAACCGAGUGUUACGUUACCGGAUGGGGUGAAACUCAAGGUACGGGAGGUGACGGCCUCCUGAAGGAAACCGGUUUCCCUGUGAUCGAGAACAAGGUCUGUAAUCGUCCAUCCUACCUGAACGGCAGAGUGAAAGACCACGAGAUGUGUGCUGGAAACAUCGAGGGAGGAACAGACAGCUGCCAGGGUGACAGCGGCGGUCCUCUGGUGUGUAAUACCCAGCAGGGGUUUGUCCUACAGGGUGUGACAUCAUGGGGUCUGGGAUGUGCCAACGCCAUGAAACCCGGCGUCUAUGCUCGAGUCUCCAAGUUUAUCGACUGGAUUGACACAACAAUCAAAGCCAAUUAAAAACUAUCCACCUUUAACAAAUAA